This is a messenger RNA of Bombus pascuorum, 1881 nucleotides long. RefSeq names its product beta-1,4-glucuronyltransferase 1-like. NCBI's taxonomy places the organism in Eukaryota, Metazoa, Arthropoda, Insecta, Hymenoptera, Apidae. The transcript is spliced from 5 exons. The record is from RefSeq and is a predicted model, not a curated record. Bases 286 to 1635 code for a protein of 449 amino acids.
UCAAUUCCGUCGCUAAGCCAACUGCUAAAUCUUUCUGCAUAUCCUUCAAUUUUACAACUUGCUCACGUUCCCGUGGUCCCUCAAUGACACAAAAAGCCACUGCACCAGCAAUUGCCCAAAUGGUUUAAAUUCUGGCGAAUUGUAUCGAAGGUAGGCACGCCUGCGCUGUAUUGAUCCAAAAUUGACGGCCUCGUCUUGCCUGAACGGCAACAGCAGUGCCCAAGUACAUCUCAGUUCAAUGAAUUUACCGCGUUUAGAACAUGGAAAAUCGUCUCUUUAACAACAAUGCGUUGCUCUGGUCGAAAGUUCCUAAUCUGGUUGAGUUUAAUGUUCUUCUUUCUCCUGAUUGGUCGUCUCUUGAUCGAUCGUGGAUUCGAUUUACCGAUAUUGGUGAUCGGUACUAGCGAUAUCUUAAUACCAAAGACUUAUUCAAGUUUUCAGCAAGAUGUACAGACUGGAGCACUUGCUUUCGUAGCUGGCAUGUACAUGGCAGGUCUGCAACCUAGGAACAAAAGUUUCUGCAGAUGGUACCAUGGCCUGCCGAAUAUGCUCUCGUAUCCGGCAUCCAAAGUCACCUGGAGCCCCGAAAUCGGUGAGAAGAGCCCCUACAGAAUUCUACCGUUUGUAUUGCGCGGAACCGAGGAGAGGAACAAGCUGCCUCAGGUGACCCUCUGCACGCACGCCACUGCAGAUCAAGUCUAUGGAAUCGUGGAAUUAGCUCGGAGAUGGGAGGGUCCAUUAAGCCUGGCCGUUUUCACGCCUGGCCUCGACGCUGGUAUCGCCGUUGCUCUCCUCGAUCGGGCCUGUCGAUGCGAACCUGAAAUGUACAAGGUUUCUGUUCAUUUGGUAUUUCCGGCGAGUCGCCCACCAGCUUUAGGACAGAUUACUCGAAUUCGUGGUGACUGUGCGGCAACCGAUCUUCAAAAAGGAGAUGGAGGAACAGAAAGGAAACGAAGAAGCAUGAUUUAUCCUAUUAACGUAGCCAGAAAUGUAGCCAGAAUUCAAGCAAACACGACUCGUGUUCUAGUAACCGAUAUCGAAUUAUUACCUAGCCAAAGAUUAGCAUCCGGCUUUAUGGAAAUUGUUCGGGAAAAAACACCAAAAGGCAGAAUGGUCUUCGUGGUACCAGUAUUUGAGAUAGAAUCAAACGAAGUGCCACCAUUGACAAAAAAGGAAUUGCUCUCAGCAACGAAGGCUGGUCUAGCCGUUUAUUUUCACAGAUUUCUUUGUUCACAUUGUCAAAAGUUCCCUGGACUUAGUAGAUGGUUAAUUAGACCUGAUCCAGGUAAAGUGAAACCUCUUAUUAUUACGAAAAGGGAAUAUCCACAUCAUAGAUGGGAGCCUGUAUACAUAGGAACGCAAAAUGAUCCCUUUUAUGCUGAAGAAAUGUCUUGGGAAGGCAGACAAGAUAAAAUGAGUCAGAUGUUCGAGAUGUGUCUUUUACAUUAUCGACUAAUUAUACUUGAUGGUGCCUUUUUAGUCCAUACACCAGGUAUUAAACGAAAAACAAUAAAGGUUGACAAAGCAAAGCGAGAAUUUUUAAAGCCUCACGAAAGAAAGAACGCUCGUAUCUAUCAACGUAUAAUUAGACGUUUAUUGAAACAAUAUCCUGUUAAUCGCAAAUGCGCACAAUAAUAUUUUUCGAUAAAGGAAAUCAGUAUUCAGAGUAAUCGCUUUUACUGUAAGAAUAAAAUAAACUUUUAAAGAUACACGAAGUAACUAGAUAUGUGCUGUUUGCUUUCUAAUAUUGUUAUCUAUAUAAGUAAUGCCUUGUAUCUAUACUACCAUCCAUUAUAAAAGAAUGUUUUUAUAUUUAUAAACCAGUAGAAAUUAACUGAAAAUAUGUGCCUAUUUAAAAUACAAAACAUAAAAAGUAUCGUA